This is a messenger RNA of Dentiscutata heterogama, 256 nucleotides long. The record is from the annotation of a GenBank genome assembly. NCBI's taxonomy places the organism in Eukaryota, Fungi, Glomeromycota, Glomeromycetes, Diversisporales, Gigasporaceae.
AUGGGCCCUAAAAGAGAAUCAAAAAUUAACCCAACAUGAACCAACAAAAAAAAUAACAGAAGAAAUUAAAUCCUUACUUGAAAUAAUGUUCCACACUGCACAUAGUGAAAUUGAAGCAGACAAUAUUCCCAAAAUUACUACUAUAGCAAACUGGAUCAGUGAGUUUUUCAAAAAAUGGAAAGCUGCAAUGGCUAUGCGUUCCAUAGAAGAAGCAGAAACCUCAGAAGCUCUCAAUAUGACUAGUUUUUCAAAAUAA